Microbotryum saponariae is the source of this 502-nucleotide messenger RNA. Lineage: Eukaryota; Fungi; Basidiomycota; Microbotryomycetes; Microbotryales; Microbotryaceae. The record is from the annotation of a GenBank genome assembly.
AUGCCUUGUGCCAAGUGUGAAAAGGCAUUGUACGCCAAGGGCAAGUCGUCGCUCGCAUGUACGGACGUGUGGCGAGCCGCCGGCGCAGCAGGCGACCGCAACACCGAUCGCAAGAUCGGAGAGAACAAAUUACUCUCUUCCAAAGCCCGCUACUCGCCUUAUGCUCCGGCUGCAGCUGCGGGAACGGCGAGGGGAGCGGUCGCGGGGUCGUCCAAGGGCCUUGGGGGAGUGGUCGAUGGCAAGUCGACGUUCGGCAAGUGCGAGACAUGUAAAGUCACCGUCGCGAGAGCGGGUGCAAAGUUUUGUCAGAGGUGAGCUUGUCGUGAAUUACUACGGGGUCAUGCUGCGCUGGCAUACCGUCGGCCACGAUGGAAUCGAGGCUGACCUCUCGACUGUCCUUCAUGUACAACUUGGUCGCAGCUGUGCGUACAAGAAAGGCAUCUGCUCCAUAUGCUCGAAAAAGAUCCUCGAUACGAGUCAAUACAAGAUGUCGAGCAAAUGA